This is a messenger RNA of Zingiber officinale, 745 nucleotides long. Its product is annotated as dof zinc finger protein DOF1.7-like. The transcript has a single exon. The record is from RefSeq and is a predicted model, not a curated record. Bases 81 to 728 code for a protein of 215 amino acids. Gene Ontology annotation, molecular function: DNA-binding transcription factor activity; DNA binding. Gene Ontology annotation, biological process: regulation of DNA-templated transcription. Lineage: Eukaryota; Viridiplantae; Streptophyta; Magnoliopsida; Zingiberales; Zingiberaceae.
UUCUCUUCUAUCUCUUCUAUCAAAUUAUAAAGAAAGAUAAGAUCUAAAGGAAGAUGCUGGUUUAUUGAAAGGAGAGGGAGAUGGGGAUGGAGAGUAUAGGGGAAUCUCGGAGGCGGCCGGCGGAGGGGGAUUCAGCGCCGGCGGCGGGAGGCGGAAGGGAGCGGUGCCCUCGGUGCGAGUCGCGGGACACCAAGUUUUGUUACUACAACAACUACAACAUGUCGCAGCCCCGGCACUUCUGCAAGUGCUGCCGUCGCUACUGGACGCUCGGCGGCGCGCUCCGCAACGUCCCCAUCGGCGGGGCCUCCCGAAAGCGCUUCCGUCGCUGGCCGAAUCAGGCCGAGUGCCGGCCAGGCCGAAACCUUCCCCCGCCCCUGCUAUCUGGCUUGGUAGGGCUCUCCUCGGAUUUGCCGGCCGGCCACGGGUCGCUGCUCCCCGGUGGCGCAGAACUCAUGCGGCUGGACGAGCCUUUCCUGCCAGGUCUGGGGCUGGGUCUCGGGAUCGGGUGCGGCUCCGGGGCGGCGGAGGAGAUGGCCGGCUUCGGCCUUGGCCACGGCAUGCUGUGGGGGACUCACUCGCUUCUCGACGAGUCCGGAGACGCGUGGCGUGUGGGAAGUGGCGUAGACUACUUCGUGACGUCGGGUCCGGCAACUUCCGGGGUUCGGACUGACUUCGCAGUUUCCGCUCCAGCCGACGCAGGCGGCGCUCCGGUCAGUGACUUCCAUUAGCUAGUUCAAACCUACAG